Molecule: messenger RNA, 1801 nt
Organism: Diabrotica balteata
Lineage: Eukaryota; Metazoa; Arthropoda; Insecta; Coleoptera; Chrysomelidae
Source: the annotation of a GenBank genome assembly
UCAAAAUGAAAAGGAAAACAAAACAGUACUAAACGUCAUGUAGAAGUAGUUGUGCUCGUGUAAUUUUUAAUUGUUUUUUUACGAAAGUUGUGACCAUGUGUAAAUUUAAAUUGGCUAUGAAACACGCAUUACGGAAUUAAAUUGAUAUGAAAAUAAUGGAUAGUGAUAUACAAAACUUUGUGCUCUUAAACACAUUUCAUACCCGUAAGAAAAAAUUGAGGAUUAUUUUUCAUCAAGGAAAUCUUGUCUGGGAUAACGAAAAACCGCCGUCAGAUAAGACCACUGUACCUAUAGAAAAUGUAAUAUCUGUGCAACAGAAUUACAGGAAAACUCAUCCUAGUGAAACUAGACAACUGAAUCCCAAUGCAUUCACUAUCCAUUAUGCAGAAAGAGAAAAGGGACCUAAAUGGGUCUACAAAAACCUAGUACUCAAAAAUUCCGACCCACUUUUAGUCACAACAUGGGUAAAAACCUUGCAAACCCGGCUAAAAGAAUUCCGUCAACGGCCAAAACAUGUCUUACUCUUCGUGAAUCCUUUCGGCGGAAAACGAAACGCCAUGAAGAUCUACGAGAAAUAUGCCAAAAACUUGUUCAGAAUAGCGGGCAUUGAGGUGACACUGAAUGUUUCACAAAGAAAAAAUCAAAUUAAAGAUUUUGUUAUUAGCCAUAAUUUGGAUAGUUUCGAUUCGAUAGUGUGUGUGGGUGGUGAUGGUACGGUUUCUGAGUUAUUCAAUGGGUUAGUACUACGAGAGUGCAAUAUUCGCGGUGUGGAUGCUGACGACAUCAAUCAGAACUUGCCUAGACCAAGGAUUCCUAUAGGAAUCAUACCAGGGGGUAGUACGGACACUAUAGCGUACUGCAUCCAUGGUACCGAUGAUACUACUACUGCUGUGCUUCAAAUCAUAUUCGGAGACACGUUAGGUCUGGAUCUGGUAUCUGUUUAUGAUGAACAUACUCUACUUAGUUUGUACGCUAGUACUUUAAGUUAUGGUUAUCUGGGUGAUGUGGCGUAUCACAGCGAUCAGUAUCGAUGGAUGGGGCCACGACGAUAUGAAUAUUCUGGUUUCAAGAAGUUAGUGAGUAACAGAGGUUACUACGGAGAAUUAGCUGUGUAUUCGGAGAAUGACGGUGUUGUUCAAGACAUCCCUUGCCAUGAAAAUUGUGAUAAAUGUGAAAACAGCAAAGAUCUAAAAAUGAAUAAACUAGGUUGUAAAUGGCAGACGUUGUCUGGGAAAUUCUUUAUGGUUACUGGUGCUAACAUAAGCUGUGCGUGCAGCCGAAGUCCAAAGGGCAUAGCCCCGUUUAGUCAUUUAGGGGAUGGUAUGGUUCAUUUGGUGUUGGUUAAACAUACUUCCGUAUUAAAUAAUGUCAGAUUGCUGUUGAGGUUGUCCAGCAACGAACCUUCUAUCGAAGAUUUGCCUUUCGUGGAGACUUUAUGCGCGCGAGAAUUUUGUUUUAGGGCUAUUGAAGGGAAUAGCAAAUGGAACUGUGAUGGAGAAGUACAGCACCAAAUUAAUAUACGUGCAAAGGUACGAUGUCAAUUGCUCACCAUAUUCAGCAGAGGAAGGCCAAGAAAUUGUUCUGUUGACCCAACUUGCUGUGGAUUUUAAGCGAUUUAUAUUUUUUACUUAAACCAAUUCGAAAGUAUUGACUUAAAGUAUUUUUCUGCUCUAUUCCUACAAAUAGUAUUAUUUUUUCUAUAUGGUAAAUUGUUGUAGAGGCUAUAGAGCUAUUUUUAUUAUUCAUUCCUUAAACUAUUUGUGUAGUAGUUAAAAUUAAAUUAUUUUUAAACCAAAAAAAA